Molecule: messenger RNA, 1564 nt
Organism: Lactuca sativa (garden lettuce)
Lineage: Eukaryota; Viridiplantae; Streptophyta; Magnoliopsida; Asterales; Asteraceae
Biological process (GO): regulation of DNA-templated transcription
Molecular function (GO): transcription coregulator activity
Source: RefSeq, a predicted model, not a curated record
AGAGAUGGGGAAGCAGGCAUGUGGAUGAGUGGGGGACACACCCUAACCCUAAAAACUUACUUCAAUGGAGAAAAAUAAAACCCUCAAAUUAUUGAGUGAAUCAAAGUAAAAGAAAGUGACACAAAAAAAGAUACAAAGAAAGAAAGAAAACCAAAACCCCUCUUCUUUCUUCUUUAUCUCUCUCUCUCUCUCUCUUUCUCUUUCUCUAUCUCUCUCUCCACACUGUUUUUGAAUUUCAGUACCCACAUUGCUUACUUACUUUCAUCGAUCUCCAAAAUCAAAGAUUACCCAUGUGAAAAGAUCGAUAACUAUUUAUGGGUUUUGUUUCUUAUUAAGUUUCAACCUUUCGAUUGUUGUCUUUUCGUCAAAAUCAAGUCAAGAAACCAGGUUUUGUUCAUGCGGUGUUCUUCAUAGAGUGAAAAAUUCGUGAGAUUUGAAGAUGCCGAGACCAGGACCGAGGCCUUACGAGUGUGUUCGAAGAGCUUGGCAUAGUGAUAGACAUCAACCCAUGAGGGGUUCUCUCAUUCAAGAAAUCUUUAGUGUUUGAUUAGGAUUGUGACUGAGAUCCAUAGCUCAGCGACAAGGAAGAACAAAGAAUGGCAAGAUAAGCUACCGAUUGUUGUUCUAAAAGCCGAAGAAAUCAUGUACUCAAAAGCAAAUUCCGAGGCAGAGUAUAUGAAUCUUGAAACCCUUUGGGAAAGAGCUAAUGAUGCCAUUAACACAAUAAUUCGGUUGGAUGAAAGUACUGAAACUGGGGAUUUCUUGCAACCUUGUAUUGAAGCGGCUCUUAAUCUUGGAUGCACACCAAUGAGGACAUCAAGAAGCCAAAGGAACAAUACUUCAACUUAUUACCUUAACAUCAAGAAUCCCGACUCUAAUUUCUGCCCUUCAAACAAUUUACACAAAUGCCCCCAAGAAAAUCCUAUAAAAAUCACACAAUUCGCUCCUCAUUAUCCCCAAAUCAUGAAUCCACGUGUCAUUAACGUGCCACCUUUCAAUCUAAAACCCCAAAUCCCAAUUCCCCCAAAUGAAACAUCGAUCAGAAACAAAUUCCCUUUUCAAUCGCAACCAAAUACAAAAUCUCCAUCUGUAUACCCUCUUUUUUACGGAAAUGGGAACGAACCUAUGGAUCCAAAGAUGAAUUAUUCUGAGAUUAAAGAGAAUCGAAAAUUAGGGUUGUUUCAAAAACCUUGUUUUAGUGAAGAACACGAUGAUGGACAUGAAUGUGAUUUGUCACUAAGGUUAGGUCCUUCGAACAUGAAAACCAGUCAACAGAGUCGAAAUCUUGAAGUGGGUGAGUUUGAAAAGUCAAAUCAAUGGAGUUUUGAAGGUGAAAAAGUGGAUUUGGAUGGAAGAAUGAGGAAACGGAAGGCAGUGGUUGGUAAUCUUUAUGAGAAUUUACAGUUUUGUUGGCAAUCGAAGGUUUCUUCAGCUAACUCUAAUGGCGGAUUGUAGUUUGCAAGUAGUUAUUAAAAAUAUUAUUAGCUUUAGUUGUACAUUUAAAAAAGAGAAACAACCCUCUACUUGUAAUCCGACUAGCAAUCUAGUUUCUUGAUUGAUGAGA